GAUGGCAGGGAAUGGUUAAAAAAAAAUGUCGCAAAAGAACGAAAACCAAAUGAUGUGACGAUUUUACACAAUAAUAGUAUUAGAAACUGGAAUAAACGAGUGAAUUUUAUUAACAAUACUAUCAAUAAUAAUAACAGUGAAUAAAUAUUUAAUUUAAGAGCUUUUAUUAAAGUUUACUUUAAACAGAUGAUGCAGAUAUAGAGAAAAAUUUUUUAAUGGUGGUGAAAGAUCAAUUGAGGAAAGUACCGUACUAUACAUCGUCGAAUUUAGAGUAAGAAUAAAGGUUAAAAAUGUCGUUAUUUAAUAAGCCGAAGAGAAAUAUUCGUCGGCGAUCUUUCAAUGAAGAGUAUGAAGACAAUGAAAACAGAAUGGAGUGUGAUGAUGUCCAACCUGUGGUUAAAUCUAAGCCCAAGAAGAAGGAAAAACCCAAACAAACGCUCCUGAGUUUCGGAGAGGAGCUCGAUGAAGCUGAUGACGGGGAGGUUUUUAAGGUGAAGAAGUCAUCGAGGAGCAAAAAACUGAUGAAACAACUUGAUCACGAAAGGAGAAAAAAGAAAGGUGAAGAGAAAAUGCAAGUGGACUCUGAGCAAGCAAACGUGUCUAUUAAAUGCGACAAUGAUUUAGAAAUAAAGACAGAUGAUCUAGUAGUUAAAAUUAAAAAUUCUGGACCACUAAUUCUUAAUGGACGAGCUGCACUAGUGGCUGGAAAGGACGAUUAUUCUUCGGAUGAAGAAGAUGAUUCAGCGGCGCAUAAAUUUAGAAAAAAUUUUACCAAAACUGACCCCAUGAAAUUAUUUUUAGAAAGUGGAUGCAUUCCUGACGCUGCUAUGAUACACGCUGCUAGAAAAAAACGACAAAAAGCUAGAGAAUUAGGAACUGAUUUUAUACCUGUCGAAGAAGUACAAACUGAAGAAAAAGGAAAGUCAAGGCUAAUACGCGAAGAAGAUCACGAUCGUAGUGACGAUGAUGAGUCGCACGAGCGAAUGGAUAUGACAGUUAAUAUAGAAGCUCGUGAUAAAGAGAAGCGAAGAGAAGCAUUUUUAGCAUCACAAGUUCCCAUAAAACGUUUGUCUCUUAAUUACAAUCGUAAUGUUGAUUUUAAUUUAAAAUAUGCUAUGCAUAAUCUUGCAGUGUCCGACGACGAGAGCGAGCAUGGUAAUGAAGAGGAAGAGUGGGAAGCUCAACAAAUACGUAAAGGAGUUACUGGCGCUCAAAUUGCAGCUGCUCAACAGGAUUCUCUUAUGCAACAACAGUAUUCAAUGGGUCUAAAUAAUCAAUAUGUAACAGGUACAGGAGUGCAUUUAGAAAUGGGUAUGAUGCCAGUAGCUCCUCCACCACCAUGUAUUCAACCGCCAGAUCCUGAAAAAAUGGUUCCUGUGUCUCCUGAAGAAAUUCGUGAAAAAAUGCACUCAAGAGUCUCGAGUUUAAAACAAGUACGUCAUAAGCACCAGCAGGAUCAAGUGCAAUUGAAAGAAGAACUGCUGCAGUCGUUGAAGGAAUUAGAAGAGGGUGAAAUUCGUGCGCCUCAGCUAGCUCAACGCUUCAAAUAUUACCAAGAGUUGCGUGGGUAUGUCACUGACUUGGUAGAGUGUCUUGAUGAGAAGCUGCCAAUGGUUACAGGAUUGGAACAACGAUGGCUGGACUUGUACGGUGAACGUUCUACUGAUCUUAUGGAACGACGUCGUCAGGAUACACGCGAUCAAACAGAAGAAAUCACGUCUGCUUCAAGAGGGCAAGCUAUGAGGCGAGGUCCAGAAGAUGAUGCGCGAAUUCGGCGAGCGACAGAACGCGAAGGUCGACGAGCACGACGGCGAAGAGCUCGUGAGCUGAUGCAAAAUGUUCCUAAGCACAAUGACGGUAUGUCAAGUGAUGACGAAGUUACUGAGCAGCAAAAUCUAGCUUUUAAGCAGGCAAAAGAGGAAAUUGAUGAAGAGAGUAGAGAUAUUUUUUCUGAUGUCAUGGAUGAUUUUUGCACCGUUCGAGGUAUUUUAGCUAAGCUAGAAUCCUGGAGAGAAACAGACAUGGAGGCUUACACAGAAGCUUAUGUUUCAUUAUGUAUUCCUAAAAUAAUUUCACCGAUAGUAAGAUUACAACUUAUCACAUGGAAUCCAUUAAUGGAAAGUACUGAUCUAGAACGUACCAAGUGGUAUAAUGGAUUACUAUUAUACGGAUUAGAUAAAAAAGAAACAGAAGAAUCACUCAGGCGUGAUCCUGAUGUGAGAUUAAUACCACUCGCUAUUGAAAAAAUAGUAAUUCCUAAACUAACUUCCAUUGUGGAAAAAAUAUGGGACCCAAUGUCUACAUCACAGACUCUGCGGCUUGUUGGUACCGUCCGUCGUCUUAUCAUCGAUUAUCCUAAUCUCAAUGAGAAAAGUAAACAGCUUCAGCUGCUUUUCACCGCUAUCUUAGAGAAAAUAAAAUCUGCCAUUGACAAUGAUGUAUUUAUGCCUAUUUUCCCAAAAAUUUUAGAUCCGAAGCAUCCAUUUUUCCAACGACAAUUCACUAUGGCAGUAAAAUUAUUACGGAAUAUUUUAAGUUGGCAAGGAUUGCUUGGAGAUAAUCAAUUGAAAUCUUUAGCGAUUACUUCACUACUUAACCGAUAUUUAUUAGCAGGCUUAAGAUUUUCUCUUCCGGUAGACGCAUUACAUAAAGCUAAUAUGAUUAUGACAACAAUACCACGAGCGUGGCUUCAUGGAAGUGCUGUUCAAGAUUUAAAUAUGUUUGCGACUCUUAUUAAUCAACUGAGUGAUAAACUAGAUCAAGCAAAUCCAGCUCAUCACGAAGCGUGGGAGUACUCUCAAUCAAUUUUACGGUCCAUAAAAUCAUUAUAAAUGUCGAUAAUUCAUAGGCUGCUAAAGAUAUCGUAGAUAUAUUUAAAAAGGAUCUAAUUAAAUAAGACAAAAAAUAAUAUGAAAUGCUUUGUACAUUCUAAUUAUUGGAUAUUUAAAAAAUAAAAUUUGACUGUUUUAAAAUAA
Cotesia glomerata is the source of this 2975-nucleotide messenger RNA. RefSeq names its product PAX3- and PAX7-binding protein 1. Gene Ontology annotation, biological process: spliceosomal complex disassembly; mRNA splicing, via spliceosome. NCBI's taxonomy places the organism in Eukaryota, Metazoa, Arthropoda, Insecta, Hymenoptera, Braconidae. Gene Ontology annotation, molecular function: DNA binding. The record is from RefSeq and is a predicted model, not a curated record. Gene Ontology annotation, cellular component: nucleus; U2-type post-mRNA release spliceosomal complex. The transcript is spliced from 14 exons. The coding region runs from base 291 to 2831 and encodes 846 amino acids.